Molecule: messenger RNA, 474 nt
Organism: Trematosphaeria pertusa
Lineage: Eukaryota; Fungi; Ascomycota; Dothideomycetes; Pleosporales; Trematosphaeriaceae
Product: WD40 repeat-like protein
Exons: 1
Biological process (GO): negative regulation of transcription by RNA polymerase II
Cellular component (GO): nucleus; transcription repressor complex
Molecular function (GO): protein binding
Source: RefSeq, a predicted model, not a curated record
GCUCUCUCUUACAACUCAACACGACUAGCGUCAUCAUCAGAUGACAAGACAGUCAGGAUCUGGGAUGCGAACAGCGGCGAGUGCUUGCAAGCGCUUGAGGGGCAUGGCAGCUGUGUUAGCUCAGUGGCCUUCUCGCACGACUCAACACUGUUGGCAACAGCAUCGUACGACAGCACCAUCAAGGUGUGGGAUGCGAGUAGCGGCGAGUGCCUGCAAACGUUUGAGAGCCAUAGCUUUGGGGUUACCUCAGCGGCCUUCUCGCAGGACUCGACACGACUGGCAUCAGCGUCGCACGAUAGCAAAAUUCGCAUAUGGGAUACGACCAGCGGCGAGUGCGUACAGACACUUGAGGGCCAUAGCGUUGGGAUCAGCUCAGUGUCCUUCUCGCAAGACUCGACACGGCUAGCAUCCGCAUCGUACGACGGAACCGUCAAGAUCUGGAAUGCGAGCAGUGGCGAGUGCUUCCAGACGUUC